Molecule: messenger RNA, 4461 nt
Organism: Annulohypoxylon truncatum
Lineage: Eukaryota; Fungi; Ascomycota; Sordariomycetes; Xylariales; Hypoxylaceae
Exons: 3
Coding region: 326-4063 (1245 amino acids)
Biological process (GO): endoplasmic reticulum organization; COPII-coated vesicle cargo loading; endoplasmic reticulum to Golgi vesicle-mediated transport
Cellular component (GO): COPII vesicle coat; endoplasmic reticulum exit site
Molecular function (GO): structural molecule activity; protein binding
Source: RefSeq, a predicted model, not a curated record
CCUCGAUUCUUGAUUUGGUUUGGACUGUUGAGCUCAUGCGCCCACACCUACAGGGACCGUUGGAUCGUAUUAUCUGGCAACAUAAUGAAUUCGUGUGUUCCCGCCUUUCUAUUCUAGGCAAGCAAAUCAACGAACAUAUCUCUCUACAUCUCGGGUCCCUGCCAACAUUCCUAGCUGGCCUAGAGUGCUCAAUGCUAGUUGGCAUUUAAGCUAAUCCCCUGAGAAUCUCUGGAUACCCUCUCCUACAUCCCUUCGAAUCGAUCGACCCUGACUAGCUUAAGCUGCCCCUCUACGUAGUAUACGUGGUGUACGUGGUGUAGCCAACAUGGUCAGAUUGCGCGAGAUCUCGCGUACUGCGGCCUUCGCCUGGUCGCCCGGUGCUGAAAAGCCAUUGUUGGUUACUGGAACUAGAGCUGGAGCCGUGGACGCCGACUUCUCCGAUGAGACAAAGCUGGAGUUAUGGGACUUGAACCUUGACAGCCAAGAGCAAGGGCUUGAGCUCCAGCCCAUUGCAAGUAUUGCCGCCGAUUCGAGGUUCUACGACAUUGCUUGGGGUCAGCCCUCCGAAGACUACCCCCAGGGCAUCAUCGCUGGUGCUCUCGAGAACGGGUCGCUCGAUCUUUGGGACGCCGAGAAGCUCAUUGCCGGCGAGUCUGAUGCUUUAAUAUCGCGAACAUCGAAGCAUACCGGUUCCAUAAAGUCAUUGCAGUUCAAUCCUGUCAGACCCCAAAUCCUAGCUACCGCUGGCGCCAAGGGCGAACUUUUCAUUUAUGACGUAAACGACCCCGAAAACGCUUUCCGUCUAGGCACCACGGCAGCUCGAUCAGAUGAUUUGGAAUGCGUAGCGUGGAAUACAAAGGUUGCUCAUAUUCUCGCUACUGGUGGAUCUGGUGGAUUCGUCACUGUGUGGGACUUGAAGACCAAGAAGGCUUCAUUAACACUUAAUAACAACCGGAAGCCUGUCAGUUCCAUUGCCUGGGAUCCAAACAACUCCACGAAGUUGUUAACUGCUACACCCGAUGAUACAACCCCCGUCAUCUUGCUAUGGGACCUACGAAACUCCAACGCACCAGAGAGAACCCUACAAGGUCAUGAGCAGGGCGUUCUGUCAGUGUCGUGGUGCCAACAAGAUGGCGAUAUCUUGAUUUCAUGCGGUAAGGAUAACAGGACAUUGGUCUGGAACCCUCAGACAGGAGAACGUUAUGGAGAAUUCCCUGAAGUCACCAACUGGACAUUCUCAACCCGGUUCCACCCUCAUAACCCGAGUCUGUCGGCUACUGCAUCAUUCGAUGGGAAGAUUACCAUCCAGACGCUGCAGAAUACAAACCCCUCGGCCGUGCAGAGUACGACUCAGAGCAGCUUGGAUGGUGAAGACUUCUUCACCCAAGCUCAGAGACAGCCUCAAGGCGCCGCUUUCUCUUUGUUAAAAGCCCCAAAGUGGCUCGAGACUCCCGUCGGAGUCUCAUUCGGAUUCGGUGGUAAACUAAUCAUAUUUAAGCAAAACCCUCACCAACCUGGUCAAAAACGCUCCUCUACGAUCCAAAUCUCCCAGUUUUCUGUUGAUUCAGACAUUGGAACCGCCACCGAGAAGUUUGAGGAGUCCCUGAAAUCUGGUGACAUCACAGCUAUUUGCGAAUCGCAUAUAGAACAGGCGAAAUCUGACGAAGAGAAGGCUGACUGGCGUGUUUUGGAAACACUGCUUGCUGACAACCCGCGGAAACAAAUUGUUGAUUAUCUAGGAUUCAACGAGGAGGAAACGCAGGAUGAGCCACCCAACGGUGUGACGGACGAGACCACCGAGACAAAGGAGGCUGAGCCCGAGAAGCCGAAGAAGGGAGGAAAGGGACACAAGAAAACAUUCUCGACUUUCUUCUCCGAUGGAGCUGAAGGCGAGGAGGAUUUCUUAGCGAGUCUUUCGGCUACGAAGGGUGCUAAAACGGAUAACCCCUUCCAUCUAUUCCCCGAUAGCGAUACGGGUGUUGAAAAGCAGAUUACAAAAGCGUUAAUGUUGGGGCGAUUUGAGAAUGCCACCGAAAUCUGCUUAAAGGAAGGCCGUAUGGCGGAUGCCUUCAUGAUUGCAAACUGCAGCGGAAAAGAACUUGUUGACAAGGUCCAAUCUGCCUAUUUAUCCCAGAAGACUGGGAUGCCAAGUUAUUUGCGACUUUUAGGCUCCGUUAUUGUUAAAAACCUUUGGGAUGUCGUAUACAACGCCGAUCUAGCUGAUUGGAAGGAGACUAUGGUGACGCUUUGCACGUUUGCCGAUCCGACCGAAUUUCCAGACUUAUGUGAAGCCCUGGGUGAUCGCAUCAUCGAAUCGGGCUCUAGGAAGGAUGCUUCCUUCUGUUAUUUAGUCGGCUCUAAGCUUGAGAAAGUUGUCGAUAUCUGGGUUCAAGAGCUAGAGGAAACCGAGAAGGCUGGCCUGGCCGAAGCCGAUGAUUCUACCUUUUCAAUCCACGCAAGGUCUCUCCAACACUUCAUCGAGAAGGUAUCGGUAUUCCGUCACGUAACCAAAUUCCAGGAUACGGAGACCGGCCUUCCUUCAGGUUGGAAGCUCUCCUCCCUCUACGACAAAUAUAUCGAGUAUGCGGAUAUUGUUGCGGCUCAUGGCCAACUUGAGGUUGCUCAGAAAUACUUGAGCCUUCUGCCAGCGAAGUAUGACGCUGCGGACAUGGCUCGCGAACGUGUGCAACUAGCAACGCAGAAAGUGGUCCACCAGCCUGCUACAAGGCAGCCGGUUCACAAACCCGCGGCUGCUGCACGUGCUUCCACUCGAACCGCCUCAGCACAAGGGGGAUAUCAACCGCCUCAACCUGCGACCGGUGUUAGCCCAGUUAACCCAUAUGCACCUCCGGCCGUCCAAACCCCUCCGGUAAAUCCCUAUGCUCCACCAACCGCCGGCAAUCCGUACGCUCCUCAAGGGUACCAACCGCCACAGCCACAAAUUGCUCAAGCACCUCAGCAUCCGGGUUAUGGCCCUCCCCCAACUUCUUUUGGAGGCCCCCCAAGGUCAUCUACCCCGUCGUCGAAGCCUCCUCCAAGAGCUUCCGAGGCUGGAAACUGGAACGACGUCCCUAUGGUAACGAAGGCUCCCCCACGAAGAAACACACCAAGCGCGACUCCUAUCACUGCCCCCUUCGCUAACCAGGUGAUGCCGCCACCGCAAAGUCCUUACGGCUCUCAACGAGCCACGCCACCGCCGCCUCCUCCUAAGGGCCCACCAACCGGAAGGGUAAUGUCUCCUCUAGGCGGUCCUCCACAACCCGGACAACUACCACCUCCGCCUGGACCUGGAUCUGCCGCAGCGCAAACGUACGCGCCUCCCCCUGGUGUUCAGACUCCAGGUGGUGGCCCUGGCCUGCCUCCGCCUCCGAUGGGUCAUGUCGUCCCUAGAAUGGCCUCGCCUUACAACCCGCCGCCAGCGUCUACUCCCCCUACGAGCCGAUACACUCCAGUACAGCCGCCUCAGGCCAAUCCUUCCCAGCAACCUCCCUUAGGUCCUCCCCCUCAUGGCAACCGAGCGCCCCCGCCGAACCCUUACGCUCCAGCUCCCCAAGCUGCACCAAUUCACAACCAGUACGCCCCGUCCCCUUACGGUGCUCCACCAGUGUCUCAAGGACCACCCUCCACCGGUCCCCCGUCAGUGAGUGGCGGUGGUCCACCUGCAUCAACAUCACCGGCACCACCUCCGCCACGAGCCGCCCCACAACCGGCUCGACAUCCCGCAGGUGAUCGCUCCCAUAUUCCUCCUAGUGCUCAACAGUUAGUCGACAUUCUGAGCCGCGACAUGCAACGGGUAGCAGGCAAAGCGCCGGCUUCAUUCGCUCCCCAGGUCAAGGAUACGCAAAAGCGACUGGGUCUCUUGUUUGAUCAUCUCAACAACGAGGAAUUAGUCAAGCCAGAUACUAUUGAGCAGUUGACCAUUUUGGCUCAAGCGUUGGAAGCCAAGAACUACCCAGAAGCACAACGUCUUCAGGUAGAGAUCCAACGGGAUAAGACAGAAGAAUGCGGCAACUGGAUGGUCGGUGUUAAGAGGUUGGUCCAGAUGAGCAAGGUCACGAACUAAGACCAUUGCGGUCGUGCCAAAUCCAUACAAAUUUUGAUGUUUUGACGUUUUGACGUUUUCGAAAAGCAUGACGAGGAUGAGCUAUCAUGGUUCAUGAAGUAGUAAAACUGUUGACGGCUAUAAGUAGAGCGUGGUUACAUAGAUAGGUUACCCACUGAAAUUCAAAAUUUAGAAUUCUGGGCAGUGUUCCUGAAGUAGUAUAUGUCACGAUUGGCUUUUUGGUGUUCUUCAAGUAAGAUGUGCGCUAUGAUGAAAUCAACCAUGCUCUUUUCUGUUACAAGAGCAUUCACCUCCGUGUGGUCGAUUUGAUACUAUAAUGUACUAGAGGUCGUAUGCUUACCGUCUUCGAAUCCCCCUACAAAUUAAAGAAGUACCGGGCACAACGGAGCUAGACGGAC